AUGAUCAGAAACGACCCCACCACACAAUACCCAGAACCCAACGAUGAUGAGGAAUGGCCUCUAGGCAUGCGGCAUUGGGUACUGCCAUUCAUCCUGUUCCUCAUGUACAUCAAAAUUGCCAACUGUCUCAGCACGUCAUAUGAUACCACCAGCCUUCGAAAGGAAAAUCAGCAGAUGAAACAAGUUAUUGGCUGCAAAUUCGACGACGGGGGACUUUUACAAAUCGCGAAAGAGAGCGUAAAGCAGCAACUUCCAAGCGAGCCUGAGAACCUUGUCCUAUCCAGAGAGGAGCUCUUAGAUAUCCAUGCCUAUAUAUUAUUCAGCCGGUUACAGAAGCUACAGGAGCCCAGAAGAGAUAUCUGGGCAAAACUCAGCGGUCAGUUCCGCCAAGAUCUCAGCAAAAUCAUCUACAGUGUAUGCUAUGCUUCGACACAACUCGAGGACCUUGCACGAGAAGCCAAAAUGUUCAAUAAGCCAACGCUGCGACAAUUGCAAAUGGUGAGUGUUGCCACAUACGUUCUUUUCCGAGAGAGUCGUAGAGACGCUCAAAAACUCAAUGAGCUUGUCGAUCAACUUGGCAAUCAACUAUCACUUGUUGAAACAACGAUGAACAGGGCCAAUGGGCUUUUUCCUGACAUUUUUGCGAAGAAACCCGGUGUGACAACACUAUGGAAGUACUGGAUGACUAAAGGGGCGAUGACAGAGGAAGAACUUGACAGCUACGAGGCCAAACGGAUGAUGAUUGGAAGAAGUGUGAUCAAUAAGUUGGAUGGGGAAUUUGUUUUACCAGAGCCGGUCUCAUGUUGA
This is a messenger RNA of Fusarium fujikuroi IMI 58289, 807 nucleotides long. RefSeq lists its product as uncharacterized. NCBI's taxonomy places the organism in Eukaryota, Fungi, Ascomycota, Sordariomycetes, Hypocreales, Nectriaceae. The transcript is spliced from 2 exons. Bases 1 to 807 code for a protein of 268 amino acids. The record is from RefSeq and is a predicted model, not a curated record.